AUGACACAUUUACCGACCGAAAUACUUCUUUUGAUCGUGGAUAGCACUGUGAAAAAUCCAGGCACAAACCUUGUAUACGCGGCGAAUGAUCCGGUUACAACGACACUGUUUAGCCUCGCUCUGACAUGCCGUGCCUUGUGUCUCAGAGCCACCCAGUUACUCUACUCGCGGUGCUUGUAUAUUCACUCGGACUGGCGGUUAAACUGCCUUAUGAGAACUCUGAGUGACAGGUCAUUGAAUACCGGUUCCAAGACCUCGAUCCUAGCAAAAGCCAUUGCAAACCCUGGACUGGGCCUCUUCCUCGCCCCGUUUCCUGGAGAUGACCUGGAUCGGCCAGAAAUCGUAAAGCAAAUAAUAGAUUUAUUUGACAUUCUCGCGCCUCAUUUGACGCGGUUGGCUAUCGACAUGCCUCUUCGUUCCAUGUGGGCGGAAGAAGACUACAACAAUAUCCGACCAAGUCUUCGGCGUGCAUUCGAGGGACUAUCGAACCUGGAAGAAUUCUCUUCAAUACGAGACGAACUAUUCUUACGAUUAGAGCCAUCGGGUAGACCAGAAAGACAACCGCCUAUAUGGGCAAUGUGUUGGCCCAAGCUGCGGCGCCUUGCUUUAUAUAACCCUGACAUUUCAAGCGAAAAUUUCCUGAGAGCGCUGUGGAGCUGCCCGGGGCUAGAAAAUGUUAUUUUGGUGCGGUCAGAUGGUAUUGAUCAAGCUGCACCUAUUUCCUUUUUGUUAUCAGAGUCUGAGAGUUAUGUUUCAGCGCUGCCGGGGCCUUCGCAGAAACUGGAAUUGAAAUUCAUCAACAGCGCUGAAGAUAAUGGAUACUAUGAUAAGAUAUAUCGAGAUAUAUCCAGGGUGACAAUGGAUCCGAUUUUUGCUAUUCGUAACAAGGUUGCCAAAAAAGACACGUCGCGGUACCGUGAAUUUCCAACUGUUGUCACGGUACCCAAAUACUAUGAACAAGUAUAUUCUAGCGAGAUUGAAAUGUGUCAGGAAUGGGCCAAGGGCUAUGUUAUUAACGGUCGCUUAUGGGAUGUAACUGAAUCUUCAGCGGAAUGA
Talaromyces rugulosus is the source of this 1056-nucleotide messenger RNA. RefSeq lists its product as uncharacterized. Lineage: Eukaryota; Fungi; Ascomycota; Eurotiomycetes; Eurotiales; Trichocomaceae. The record is from RefSeq and is a predicted model, not a curated record. The transcript has a single exon. The coding region runs from base 1 to 1056 and encodes 351 amino acids.